This is a messenger RNA of Vicia villosa (hairy vetch), 734 nucleotides long. RefSeq names its product probable histone H2A variant 3. Bases 134 to 535 code for a protein of 133 amino acids. NCBI's taxonomy places the organism in Eukaryota, Viridiplantae, Streptophyta, Magnoliopsida, Fabales, Fabaceae. The transcript has 2 exons. The record is from RefSeq and is a predicted model, not a curated record. Gene Ontology annotation, cellular component: nucleosome. Gene Ontology annotation, molecular function: DNA binding; structural constituent of chromatin; protein heterodimerization activity.
UCCCAAUAAGGUUAAGGAGUGUGAGGAGUAUGAUCUGAUAAGAUCCUGCCCUGAGUUUGUUCGGUAGGAGACCGCAGCGGUUCACUUUGGUUCUUUCUCUCCUCGACGACGUCGUUACUCUUCGCCGGAAAAAAUGUCAGGGAAAGGAGCAAAAGGUUUGAUAACAGCAAACAGAGACAAGGACAAAGAUAAAGAUAAGAAGAAAUCAAUUUCUCGUUCUUCUCGCGCUGGUUUGCAGUUUCCAGUUGGGCGAAUCCACCGUCUUUUGAAGACGAGAACCACUGCUCAUGGAAGAGUUGGGGCAACGGCUGCUGUCUACUCUGCUGCAAUCUUGGAGUAUCUCACUGCUGAAGUAUUGGAGUUGGCUGGGAAUGCUAGCAAGGAUCUCAAGGUUAAACGUAUUACUCCCCGACAUUUACAGCUUGCAAUCCGAGGGGAUGAAGAAUUGGAUACUCUGAUUAAGGGAACUAUUGCUGGAGGAGGAGUAAUUCCUCACAUUCAUAAAUCUCUUAUCAACAAAUCUUCCAAGGAGUAGAUUGUUAUAACUAAUGGAUUUUACUAUUAUGGUUGCAGAAUAGAAAAUUUAUGUCACUACUGAUUAUGGAUUUGUUGUUGGGUACAAUUUGGUUUAAUCUGUAGAACCUCGUAAUAAAGGUUUAGAAUGUCGUUGGUUGUGUAUAAACCUGAUAUUUUGUUUCUCAACUUGAUUAAUAUGAUAGUACUAAUUUUAAUUA